GUGGCUAGGUUUAGCAAUAAUGUAAACGCCACGCUCUGUUUCAUUCAGGAGCUUUUCGACGAGGGUUUUGCAUCUCUACAAACCCUAGGCUUAGCGACGGCGACGGCGAAGAGUAACGGCAGCAUGGAAGCGGGAGAGCAGAAGCCGCUAGCCGGCGGAGGCCUCUUCGCCUCGUGUUCUUUUGAUGACCUUGGCCUCCAUCCUACGCUGUGCCAACACCUCCGGGAUAAAAUGGGGUUUCAAGUUCCCACGAAGAUUCAGGCGCAGGCGAUUCCAGUUGUAAUCUCUGGUCGACAUUCACUUGUUAAUGCCGCCACUGGAACUGGCAAGACAAUCGUGUACCUUGCGCCGAUUGUUCAUCUCCUUCAGACGUAUGAACCUCGAAUUCAGCGUUCUGACGGAACAUAUGCGUUGGUACUUGUACCAACGAGAGAGCUUUGUAUGCAGGUUUAUGAAAUUCUGCAGAAAUUGCUGCACUGUUUUCAUUGGAUAGUUCCAGGUUAUAUUAUGGGCGGGGAGAACAGGGCAAAAGAGAAGGCCAGGUUGCGCAAAGGAAUAUCCAUUCUAAUUGCGACCCCUGGGCGUCUGCUGGAUCACCUAAAGAAUACAUCAUCAUUUCAACACACAAAAUUACGCUGGAUAGUCUUUGAUGAAGCAGACAGGAUUCUUGAACUGGGAUUUGGAAAAGCAGUAGAAGAGAUUCUAGAUAUUUUGGGUUCAAGACAAAUCAAUCAUAUCCCGUCAAACGGAAAAAUUUCCAACUCUGUCAAAUGUUCCAGGCAGAACUUGCUUCUUUCAGCAACCUUGAAUGAAAAGGUGAACCAUUUAGCCAAUAUCAGCUUAGAGAACCCAAUCAUGAUCGGCAUGGAUCAGAAUAAUUCUCACAUUGCACACACACUUUCAGUUGGUAAUGUCACUUCAGCAUAUGUUAUUGAUGGAGAUUUGAAAAUCCAUGAUGGAUUUGCAAGUCAGACAGUAGAAAAUUAUAACCUACCUUCUCAAUUAGUUCAAAAAUAUGUCAGAGUCCCUAGUGGUUCAAGACUUGUGAUUCUUCUCUCCAUCCUAAGGUCUUUAUUUGAAGGAAAAACCUCCCAGAAGAUUGUUGUUUUCUUUUCAACAUGUGAUGCAGUGGAUUUCCAUUAUGCUCUUAUAAAUGAGUUUAAAUGGUCUCCCAGUUCACUACAAGAGGUGAAAGAGCAAAAAUUUGUCAGUUGUACGACCUUCCAUUUGCAUGGGAAUAUGGAACAUGAUAAUCGCAGAAAAGCAUUUCAAGGAUUUAAUGUUGAAAAGAAAGCACUAUUAUUGUGUACAGAUGUCGCUGCUAGAGGUUUGGACAUUCCUAAGGUCAGGUGUAUUAUCCAAUAUGAUUCGCCAGGCGAAGCUUCUGAAUAUGUGCACAGGGUUGGAAGAACAGCACGAUUGAGGGAGAAAGGUGAAGCUUUGCUAUUUCUUCAGCCCGUUGAAAUGGAUUAUUUACAUGAUUUGCAACAUCAUGGAGUUAAACUGGAAGAAUAUCAAAUUCAAAGGUGUCUAGAUGGAUUCGCAUUGCAUGGCAAGAAUUUUUACAAGAAGUCGAUCUCUUUAGAAACACAUCCUUGGGUAUUGUUUCUGCAGAAGGCUCUGGAAACUUUCAUUUCCACCGAGGCUAAGCUGAAUAAGUUAGCAAGGAAUGCAUUUUGUUCCUGGGUUCGUGCAUACACUGCUCAUCGAGGUGAGCUGAAACGAAUUUUUUUGGUAAAAAAACUUCAUUUGGGUCAUGUGGCGAGAAGUUUUGGGCUGAAGGAUCAACCCUCAUGGGUUGGAGGAUCUCACAAGAAUGAAGCAAAGAAAAGGAAGAAGUAUGGGCUGAAGAUCAACUCAUCCAAAAGAAGGAAAACCUCCUGAUAACGAUCAGUGCAAGUUUUUCUUGCUAUCUUUUAUACCGAAGGAUAAAGUGAUGAACUGUUAUACUGCAAACCAGUUGGAUUUUUAAGGUCACAAUGUUUUCAACUUGUCGCUUGAUGUCAAAACUAUACUGUAGCCACCCAACAAAAGAACCUUCUUGAUGGGUAGCGGCCCACUUUUGCAGAUAUGGAACAAUUACUGAGAUACCAUAUAUUAUCAAAUCUGAUUACAGCGACUGACCACUAUGGGAUCCUAAUUGAUAACAAAAGGUUUGCAUCUUAGUUGUCAUCUUUGAUGCAUAUGGUGUUCAGUUCUUCCCUCCUGUGCACUAGGGGUUUUUGCUUGCUAAGUUUCUGACUAAAUUAUGUUCAUUCUGUGACUGAGUUGGAUGAUUGCACUUGUAAGGUGCCUGCGAUAAAUUCUAGUUCCAUAGCCUUGUGCAUUGUUAGUGUAUACACAAAUCAGUGUAAUUCAUCUUCACACUAAAUUCUUAAUUAUCAAAUAUUUAAUGCGUGUUGUUUACACCUUAUUA
Messenger RNA from Zingiber officinale, 2416 nucleotides. Its product is annotated as DEAD-box ATP-dependent RNA helicase 17-like. Gene Ontology annotation, cellular component: nucleus. Gene Ontology annotation, molecular function: ATP binding; nucleic acid binding; RNA helicase activity. The record is from RefSeq and is a predicted model, not a curated record. Gene Ontology annotation, biological process: ribosome biogenesis. Bases 124 to 1884 code for a protein of 586 amino acids. The transcript has 10 exons. NCBI's taxonomy places the organism in Eukaryota, Viridiplantae, Streptophyta, Magnoliopsida, Zingiberales, Zingiberaceae.